GCUCCUUUUUUUCCUUUCACUGGCUUUGUGGUGUUUUUGUCGUCUGUCUGGGUGUGCGAAUGUGAGUAUCGCCAGAUAAGCGAUGUCAACCGAAGCAAUCUUCACAUAAAGAGCCGACCGCAUCCACCUCUGCUUAAAAAGAGAAUAGACCCGGAUGAAGAUCAGGCUCUAGAAUGACAGGAAGCAGACUACUGAGUGUAGACACUCCCGCGAAAGAAGAGGAGUUGCGAGGAUAGGUCUUCCUUCUGCGAUUCCCGCGCGAGAACAAGAUGAGAGGUGUUUCUUACGGUUCUUACUGUGAAAAUGGCUUCAACCGGCCUGAUAUAGGAGGGUCAAGGGGCGAGCGAACGAGCGAGCAGCGAAACUGUUGCAGGGAGUGGAAAGCGUUGAGAAUCGAGAGCGUUGGAGUGAGGUCGAUGGAUUUGAGGAAAGUGGGAGGCAACAGGAGGGAAAGGGAGAGCAAUCAAGCAGGCUUAAAAAAAGAAAGCGAAGCGAAAGGAGACAGCAAGUAUGAGACGAAAAUGCACUUUUAUAUGUGCAUAAAACAUGCAACAGGGGAAGGGAGACAUGUAUACAUACAACAAACAUGCGAUGCAGAGGACAGAAAAGGUUCACGAAGUGUAUCAGGUGUUAUGGCGCUGGGCGGAAUAUUAUGGAUGAACUGCAGCAAGAGCUUUGUCGCCUCCUCUUUCCAGUCUAAAGCACCGAUCCUGCUCCGUCUUUGGAGACCCUUCCUCCAGUAGUCGGUGGUACUUGCGAUACGGCAUGGCCAGGGGAAGAUAAAGAUCGCGUUUGCAGGGUGUUUGUGUCAGAUGGGUGGUAUACUCCAGUUGUGGAUUGAGGAGCAAGAGGAGCGAGUAA
Messenger RNA from Gamsiella multidivaricata, 861 nucleotides. RefSeq lists its product as uncharacterized. Bases 270 to 743 code for a protein of 157 amino acids. The record is from RefSeq and is a predicted model, not a curated record. NCBI's taxonomy places the organism in Eukaryota, Fungi, Mortierellomycota, Mortierellomycetes, Mortierellales, Mortierellaceae. The transcript has a single exon.